This is a messenger RNA of Folsomia candida, 1397 nucleotides long. RefSeq lists its product as uncharacterized. The record is from RefSeq and is a predicted model, not a curated record. The coding region runs from base 1 to 1293 and encodes 430 amino acids. The transcript is spliced from 7 exons. NCBI's taxonomy places the organism in Eukaryota, Metazoa, Arthropoda, Collembola, Entomobryomorpha, Isotomidae.
AUGUCUGAAAUUUGCAAAGGCUCAGGCCAACAAGACGAAAAGAAUUUGGCCUCGAUGGAAUUUGCAAAAAUUUUGGAUGUGUGGAAAUCACGGAUUUUGUAUGAAAGUGAAUCAUUUGGAAGAACGCAGCUCAAUAGUUUGGAAGAUUCGCCAAAAGUAGACGCGUUUCUGCAAUUUCUCGAUAUUUUCGUAGAUGGUUGUCCAUACGUAAAUCAGCAUUACCUCAGCCUUCUAGGGCAAGUGUAUCUCAAUCACUUGAAAGACUUGUGGAAAGUUAGACCGGAAAAGAAUUUCGACCCUUCGGACACAUUCGACUACUUGGCCCAUUGUUGGGCAGCAGUUAAAGAUAGUCAGGGGGAUUUCCAAGCUCAAGCGUUUUGUCAUCCAAAACAGAGUAUUGAUUUUGCCGAUGGUCGGAAAGCCCUUGCGAUGGAUUUAAUGUUGCAGAGUGAUACAUUUGAUACAGUCAUUGAACAGAUUUGGCUCAUGCUUAACUUUGUUGCACCGUACUGCAGUCAUUUAGGUGAUUAUGCUACCAACCAAUGGGUAGAAUUUCCAGAAGUAUUUAAAAAUGUUUUCUUAAAACCAUUGGAAGCACAAUGGAUGAACCCUGGCAUUUGGGAGCGAGUUUAUCCAAUAAUGUUUCACGGCUAUGACAUUCAUGACCAAUACGCAAGAGUGCUGGCCUGUGUUGAAGGAGGACUUGACCUUGUCCCUCACAUGGACCCUGUUGGACGAACUUCGGGGUUCAACAAAAUAUUUUUUGAGAGCCGAAACAGUUCAUGGCCGGAAGAACCUUCCCAAGAAGCCCCCCGAGAGACUAGGGAAGCAGAUUCGGAAAAGUUGAAUGAGAUGGAAGAACCAGAAAAAAUUCCAGAAAUUCUCGAACCAAUUGUAGUGGAACCAACUGAGAAACCAAUCGAGGAAAUUCCAGACGAAGAGAAGGAAAAAGAGAAGCAGCCAAGUGGCAGAACAAUGUCAAAAGCAAAAGAAAAGAAAUACAAGAAACCUAAAGGCGAUAAAAAGUUUGGCAAUACUCCAAAGGAAAGUCAGGAUAAUAAUCAGGGACUAAAGGACGCCGGUGAAGAAAAAGUAGCUCAAAAAGAGAGCACAAAGAAGGAGAAAUAUCACGAGAAAGUUAAGAAGGGUAAAGAUAAGUCCAAGCAUAAGGAGAGCAAGAAUAAGAAACAGGACUCAUCAUCAUCGAUGAAAAAGAACAAGUCGUCUCAUCCAAAGGGUAGGUCGCAAUCCUUGAAGCCAAAAAGAAUGUCAGUACCACCAGCCCCAAAAUAAGGACGACGACCACGGCAUACAUAAUAUCGUCAUUUGUAUAAUUUCGUAGCAUUUAUAAAUCAAUAAGUAAAUAAUCAUUUUGUUAUUACACCAAUGGAUGGAAU